UCACAUGGAAUUCCUUCGCGAAGCCGAUCACAUACUGGUGUUGAGUGAGGGAAGGGUUGUUGAGUCGGGCGGUUAUGACGAGUUGGCUGAGAGGGGAGUGCUUUCCGACCACGAGUUCAAUGAGUCGAACAAUCAGCCCAAAGGAAGUGGGGAUCAGAUGUCGAGACAGACCUCUCGAGUCAGUGAAAGUGAUUCAAUAGGAAAGAUAUCGAGACAAACAUCGAGACAGAUAUCCAGGCAUUUAUCGACUCAAGUAUCACAUAAGAGCGAUACGACUGAACCGAAGACCUUAAAGGAUAAAAUGGAAAGAGAAGCCGAAAAUAGUCAACUGAUUGACGAGGAGUCCCAAGAGUUUGGAUCCAUUAAAUUCACUGUUUAUUUGGAUUAUUUGAGACGAAUUCCGCUGUUUUUCGUAUUAUUUCCUCUAAUGUGUGCCGUUUUGUUCAAUACGUGUGAAGUCGGCGCUAACUAUUGGCUAAACAUCUGGACGUCACAGAACUCAACACUAAUUGAAGACAAAUCCAACAGAAAUUACUUCUUAAGUAUUUAUCUGUCGGCUAUUGUUUUGGACGCCGUGUUAGUCCUUAUAAUGCAAGUUGUCAUGCGAUACGGAGCUAUCAAAGCCUCGGAAGUACUACACAAAGACAUGUUGUAUUGCAUUCUGCGAACCCCUCUGUCCUUCUUCGAUGUGACCCCUUUGGGACGAAUCAUAAACCGAUUUAAUCGCGACUUCGAGCAGAUUGACGAAGAAAUACCAUUUUGUAUGAGUGAAACCACUAUGACUUUCAUAUGGUUUCUGCUUAUUCUUGGUGUCAUUAUCUACACGAAUGCCUAUACGGCUAUUCUUAUAAGAAUCUAUUUGUGGACUUCAAGACAGUUAAAUCGUCUCAAUUCCAUCACUCGGUCACCGAUUUAUAGUCACUUCAAUGAAAGCAUUUCCGGUGCCGUCUCUAUCCGUGUCUACAAAGUGCAGCAAUUGUUUACCGAAAAGUUGCAGAAUUAUAUUGAUGUCAACACUAAUGUUGAGAGACAUAUGAUUGAUAUUUGGUCGACAAUCAUAGGAAUGUUGAUUACAUUCUCGACGGCAUUAUUUGUUGUCCUCGAGAGGGGGCACAUCACUCCAGGAUUGGCUGGUUUUGUGCUCAUCUAUUCGGUUGAUGUCAUUAACAGUAUUUCAUGGGCUCUAAGAAUGGCUGCGGAUCUCGAGACAGAAAUGGUUUGUGUGGAGAGAGUUAGAGAGUACUCGCAAUUAGAGUCAGAAUAUAGUUGGGAAUCAACGGAUGCUAACAAACCCUCUGAUGUCUGGCCCACCGGUUCUUCCAUAGAGUUCAUUGAUUACAGCGCUUCCUAUAGACCAGGACUUGAACCGGUGCUCAAGAAUUUGAACUUUAGGGUAGAGUCGGGAGAAAAGGUGGGAAUAGUUGGCCGGACGGGCGCCGGGAAGUCGUCGAUCACUUUGGCGUUGUUUAGGAUAAUAGAGCCGACAUUCGGACAGAUAGUGAUCGAUGGCGUGGAUGUGACUCGUAUUGGUUUACAUGACUUGCGGUCGAAGUUAACAAUUAUA
Messenger RNA from Oppiella nova, 1564 nucleotides. The record is from the annotation of a GenBank genome assembly. NCBI's taxonomy places the organism in Eukaryota, Metazoa, Arthropoda, Arachnida, Sarcoptiformes, Oppiidae.